UUUAAUUUUGUUAUGUUUAUGUUGUGUGUUCAUUGUUUUACAAAUUCUUAGUAAUUAUUAUUGUACUUUACAAUUUACAAUAUUUUUUUUUAAAUUGAUCAGUUAUCACUAAUUAUUAAUACACAUUUAUUUUAGUUGUCUAAUUUGUUUAUAAUCAUUUCCAUAAUAUUAUAGUCACACUAUCUAUUAAUUAUUGGCAGAUUAACAAUGGAAUUAUCUGUUAGUGGACCAUCAUUUGAAGAAAUUCAAAUUCCUGUACCAUUCGGUUUUGUAAGUGGUAAAUGGUGGGGAUCAAAAGAUAAGCAGCCUAUAAUUGCAAUUCACGGAUGGCAAGAUAAUGCUGGAACUUUUGAUCCUUUAAUCGAAUUACUACCUAAAGAUUUAUCUAUUUUAUGUAUAGAUCUACCAGGACAUGGGCGAUCUUCUCAUAUCCCUUUGGGUUUACCUUAUUAUAUAUUUUGGGAUGGCCUAGCUAUUUUAAGAAGAAUAAUCAGACAUUAUAAUUGGAGAAAAGUUUCUAUUAUGGGUCAUUCUUUGGGUGCAGCUAUUGGAUUUUUAUAUGCUGCAUCAUACCCUGAUGAUACGGAAAUGUUGAUAUCUAUUGACACAGUAGCACCAGUCAUUUUUGAUCCAAGUGAAAUUGUUAAAAAUACAGGACCAAAUAUUGAUAAACUCAUAUAUUAUGAUGCAUUAGGACUUGAUAAAAUGCCUUCUUAUAAAUAUUCAGAGAUGAUUGAUUUAGUCGUUGAUGGACAUCAUGGAACAUUGACUCGCAAAUCUUGUGAAAUACUUAUGAGACGUGGAAUGUAUCGAGUUAAAGAUAACAAAUAUUUGUUUUCAAGAGAUAUACGUCUUAAGGUUGCGUGGAUGGGUUUACCAUCUCUAGAUGUAGUUAUAGCAUUUGCUGGUCAAAUAACAUGUCGCUAUAUGAAUAUCAAAGCUAAACCAUACAGAUCAUUAGAUAACUGGCCAGUUUAUUCACAAAUCUUGGAAAUAAUAAAAAUGAAUGCAAAAGACUUUGUUUUUAAAGAAUAUGACGGUACUCAUCAUUUACAUCUUAAUAACCCCGAGUGUUUAGCUUCAGAUGUUACAACUUUCAUUCAACAGUCUAUAAGCUGAUCAUUAUGAUAUCAUAUAUCUAACAUGUCAACAGGUUCGCUUUACCAUCAUUUGAUGUAACUAACGAAUUUGCAAAACAGAUUCGUUGUCGUUACUUAAUGAUCAAAGCAGUUCCAGGUAGGGUGCGUGAUAAUUGGUCACUUUUUCAAAGUAUUUUAGAAACGAU
Molecule: messenger RNA, 1285 nt
Organism: Rhopalosiphum maidis (corn leaf aphid)
Lineage: Eukaryota; Metazoa; Arthropoda; Insecta; Hemiptera; Aphididae
Gene: kraken
Product: probable serine hydrolase
Exons: 7
Coding region: 208-1119 (303 amino acids)
Source: RefSeq, a predicted model, not a curated record